This is a messenger RNA of Colletotrichum abscissum, 2088 nucleotides long. RefSeq lists its product as uncharacterized. Lineage: Eukaryota; Fungi; Ascomycota; Sordariomycetes; Glomerellales; Glomerellaceae. The transcript has 4 exons. The annotation marks the transcript as partial. The record is from RefSeq and is a predicted model, not a curated record.
UCCCGCACCUCUGUCUCUCCACUGUCGUUGGGACAAUAUGCGCACCAUUUGUACCUAGGCCUCCUCGCCCAAGGUCUCAUUGCCCCCGGUCGUCAGAUCCACCACAACCAGGUCCAUUCGGAGACGGUGAAGAAGAGCAAUUUCUACUUCAGCUUCGACCCCAUAGUCGCAUCAACUGCCACCUUGUUACGCUGCAGUCUACUCGCUACCCGCCACUGCGGAAAACCUUCAGACCGCCGCAUUGUCACUGGCGACCGCGGUGCCCUUCGCCCAUUCUCCUUCCUUGCUCGGACUGCGGCGCUUCUACGCGCUCUAGUCCGCUUCGCAGCCAUGCCCUGCUUUAAAGGGAUUGCCGUUAGCAUACAUGCCAACGGUGCUCCUCUUCCCGAGCAUGGUAUGCAAAAGCAGUCACGACUGUCACGCAUCAGCACCUAUAUACCCGUGCCUCAGCCAAGCAUCAACCCCGAUUCGAACAAGCCCGAGCCUGCCAAGUUCGCCAUUUCAAUUACCCUCUUGACACCCGGCUUGCCGAUCCCGUACUCGACUCCGAAGUCCACCGAGACGAACCCUUAUCCCAAGCCCCAGUUCGUCGGAGGCCUGCCCACCGCCGCUCAAGGUCCUUCGAAGUUCUCCGGAGUCGUCAACCCCUAUAUUCCCAUGACCAAUUCUGAGAAUGAGACGAUAGCCGCCUACAUAUACUUUGACGGAAGAUCCAAGGAGGAAGUCGCCACGCUUCUGCGACCGGGUGAGGAGACCUGGGUCAACAGUCGUUGGGUUCAGGUACCCGAUUCUGAAGGCGGAGGUCUUGCUGAGCGCGAAUUUUUAUUCCGCGAAGUCGGCUUGGAGCGUUGGCUUAACGGCUUGGACCUUCAAGGUCACGAUGCGGCAGAGAAGCUGGAACGUCGCCGUCAAAAGUUCGAGAAGCGACGCAGGAGACAAAAGACUACGACUGGAGCGACAAGCAUGCAAGUUGAGGAAGGCCCCAACGGCCCCAGAGACACUCUGCGCUACGGUGCCGAGGACGGAUCUCCUGUUGAGGCUGUCUUUGGCGAAGACGACUCUGACUCCUUAUCCGACGAUGACGAGAUCCCCGAGGCAACUGGACAGAUCAAGGUGCUGAUGUUCCGUGUGCUUGCUUCUGGCGAAAUAAAAAAAGGAGAAUACUCUCCACAGUUCGAUGCUCAUGACGAUGACGAUGACGCGGAGUCCGGAAAGCAAGGCAAUGGGAAGAGCGGCGUCGAUGCUGACGUGGAGCACACUACAAGCUUUGCCAAGCCCAAGACGUUGGAUCCGAAGACUAUUAGUACUCAGACCGUGACGGGUAUCGAUGGCCCCGACAAGCCAUAUGCUUCUUUCACAUUCUUCUACCGCGGGGAGAGGCAACUCCAGAAGAUUGGCAUCAUUGCUUCUUCAAAGGCAGCCCAGGCAACGCCGGGAUCUGCCAAACGCCGGUCUGGGCAGCUAGACUUUUCAAGCCUCGGCCCCUUGAAGACCUCUGGCACCGUUGGAUUUUCUGCCUUCAGAGACCAGGAUACAGAGGCCACCAGACGACGGAAAGCCCGCAAGAAGAGCAAUGGCAAUAUUGGGGGAGCUCUCAAUGACGACAGUGACGACGAUGACGACGAGAGUGAACUUCUUGGAAAGAUGCAGGAUAUUGAUGAAAAGGACAUCAAUAACAAGCUCGCCCCCGAGGACGUUAGAUCUCAAGGGGAGCUUGCUGAUGGUGUGAACCGUAUUCGACUUAAGAGAGCACAUUCAGCCGAGCCCGACCGCUCCGAGAACGCAGGUGCCACCAAUAACUCUGUAAACUCGGGCGCGUUCGGUAAUCCGUUGAUUGGCGCUGCAAGCGCUGCAGGCAAUGGCGAUGUUUCCGAGGGCGUGAACCAGGACCCUAGCAACGACGCUACGAUAGAGGGAACAAUUGGGAGCCCCUUGAAGAAACAUCGGCCGAGUAUUUCUGGCGGCGAUGAUCAAAUCCGAGCCCAGUCAAAUAACUCAGGUUUGAGCGAUGUCAUGAACCGUGGGGUCCCUACACAGACAAAUGCGCCGGCCACCUCGGGUACCAAUGUCGACGAGGAAGAGCUGUGA